Messenger RNA from Nicrophorus vespilloides, 672 nucleotides. RefSeq names its product 60S ribosomal protein L12 (gene RpL12). The coding region runs from base 134 to 631 and encodes 165 amino acids. The record is from RefSeq and is a predicted model, not a curated record. Gene Ontology annotation, cellular component: cytosolic large ribosomal subunit; ribosome. Gene Ontology annotation, molecular function: large ribosomal subunit rRNA binding; structural constituent of ribosome. The transcript is spliced from 4 exons. Gene Ontology annotation, biological process: translation. NCBI's taxonomy places the organism in Eukaryota, Metazoa, Arthropoda, Insecta, Coleoptera, Silphidae.
CAAUUUGACGCGCUAAAAACUUCCUUUUCGAGGCCUCCCUUGUGACAGGUCGUUCUUUUUCCCAACGGAAUCCACAAACAUCGGCUCCAAGAAGCCUUUUUUUUAUUUACAAGUGCAGUGAAAACGUGCCAAAAUGCCACCAAAAUUCGAUCCCACUGAAAUUAAAUACGUAUACUUGAGGUGCGUUGGUGGAGAAGUAGGUGCUACUUCUUCCUUGGCCCCAAAGAUCGGUCCUCUAGGUUUGUCCCCAAAGAAAAUUGGUGAUGAUAUUGCCAAGGGAACCGCAGACUGGAAAGGUCUGAAGAUCACAGUCCAGCUGAAAAUUCAAAACAGACAAGCAGCAAUCUCUGUUGUUCCUUCCGCCGCAUCCUUAAUUAUUAAGGCUCUUAAGGAACCCCCACGUGACAGGAAGAAGCAGAAGAACAUUAAGCACAGUGGUAACAUCACCUUUGACGAUGUUUUGAGCAUCGCCAAACAGAUGAGGCCACGUUCCAUGGCCCGCGAAUUGUGCGGAACUGUGAAGGAAGUUUUGGGAACUGCCCAAUCGGUAGGUUGCACCAUCGAUGGCAAAAACCCACAUGACGUUAUUGACGAAAUCAAUGACGGCAGUUUAGAAGUCGCCGAUGAAUAGACUUUUAUUAUCUUGGUUUAAUAAUAAUAAAAAAAUAAAAU